AUGGAAAGUACGGGAAAGUGCAGUCGAAUUGAAAGAGAAUCAGAGGGAGAGAUUGAAAAUGUUGAUGAAUCCAAGCGCUCCAACACUCUGGCUUUGAUCAUCAAUCUGCUUUUCCAGCAUACACCAUCGGCAACGGACGAGUUUUGUACUACUUCACUAUCACAGCAAGAUCUGCCUAAAGAAGGGAAGACUGCAGCAUUUGGGGUGAAUGCGAUGAAGAGGAAAAGGAAGGGUAAAGACAUGGAGAAGGGGGUGUCAGAGAUGAUUGGGGAAACAGCGAAUGUUUCGCUUCCCAUGGUGGAAUUGGACGGCUCGUUUAGUCGUGGAAAAUAUUUGAUUUAUUCUGGUGGUGGUGAUAGGUGCAAAAGCAUGCAUCAGUUCUUGUACAGUUUCAAUUAUAUGUUGGGUGAAGCUCAGUACUUAAACCGGACUUUGAUUUUGGAUUCGACUAUAUGUCUGCCUUCAAUCUACACAUCGUCCGGUCAAGAUGAGGAUGACUGGAACAAAAGGCUGACUCUUCAUCUUGUGGAAGAUUAUAGAAUUACGCCAAUGGAACUAGCUGGAGUGGAAGAUCCUUUGAUUAUGAGUAAGUUUGGGACUGUGGAGCCUGAUAAUUACUGGUACAGAGUGUAUGAAGGUGAGACAGACUAG
Messenger RNA from Fraxinus pennsylvanica, 651 nucleotides. The record is from the annotation of a GenBank genome assembly. NCBI's taxonomy places the organism in Eukaryota, Viridiplantae, Streptophyta, Magnoliopsida, Lamiales, Oleaceae.